AUGGUGUCGCUGAAGCUACAGAAGCGGCUUGCCGCUAGCAUCCUCAAGUGCGGCAAGGGCAAAGUCUGGCUUGACCCUAAUGAAGUCGAUGAACUCUCCAGAGCCAAUUCGCGUCAAAAUAUUAGGAAGCUUGUCAAGGAUGGUUUCAUCAUUAGGAAGCCAACCAAGAUUCAUUCUCGAUCUCGUGCUCGUCGAAUGAAGGAGGCAAAGAGAAAGGGACGUCACUCCGGAUAUGGUAAGCGCAAGGGUACUAGAGAGGCAAGGCUGCCAACUAAAGUACUUUGGAUGAGGAGAAUGAGGGUGCUCAGGCGCUUGCUUCGCAAAUACAGGGAGUCAAAGAAGAUUGACAAGCACAUGUAUCAUGACAUGUACAUGAAGGUAAAAGGUAAUGUUUUCAAAAAUAAGCGUGUUUUAAUGGAGAGCAUCCACAAAUAUAAGGCUGAGAAGGCCAGAGAAAAGACCUUGUCAGACCAAUUCGAGGCUAAGAGAGCAAAGAACAAGGCUAGCAGGGAAAGAAAGAUGGCUAGGAGGGAGGAGCGUUUGGCUCAGGGACCAGGAGAGAGAGUAGCACCACCACCUGCUGCUGCUGCCCCUGCUCCUUCAUCCCAGGCAGCUCAGGGAGCCAAGAAGGCAAAGAAAUGA
This is a messenger RNA of Fraxinus pennsylvanica, 642 nucleotides long. The record is from the annotation of a GenBank genome assembly. Lineage: Eukaryota; Viridiplantae; Streptophyta; Magnoliopsida; Lamiales; Oleaceae.